Messenger RNA from Cylicocyclus nassatus, 2746 nucleotides. Lineage: Eukaryota; Metazoa; Nematoda; Chromadorea; Rhabditida; Strongylidae. The record is from the annotation of a GenBank genome assembly.
AUGUAUUUUGAUCCGUUCGAACCGAUACGUGAGGAAACUCCAGAUGAUCUACUUCUCGCCGAGAACGAGUCACUGCGGGUGCGAGUGGCUGAAUUGGAGAAAACCGUCCACAGGCAGCAAAGCGAACUUAUGUUAUUACAAACCACGUCGGCGGAUCUGUUGCGUCGCUUAGCAAAGCUUGAAUCAAUCACGGCUCAAAAUAAUAAUGCUAUCUCGAAUGGUUUCAAAGCAUCGCCGAAACCUCGGGCAUUACCAAAGAGUGUGUCAAGAUCCUCAUACAAUCUAUCAGAAGCAACUAGCCCAACCAGUAGUAGCCACCUUUCGCGAAGUCUCCAUGCCACCGGCUCUAGAGGUGACCGCAUAGAAGAGUGUCCUCCUUUGGAUACAUCUACAUCGUCCUCCAGUGGUCUCGCUAGCACUCUAAUCAACGUUUCUGUUGGAAAAAGCGUGAGAGGAUCACCUCUUCGAAAGUGGAUGUCACAUCAAAAUGUCAAAGGGUCGCCGUCAUCCAUGAGUAUUGUUUCUGAAUGCACUACUAAUGGGCGAACAACGCCUUCCAUCAUAUCAGGCUCUCCACAUCAUUCAACUUGGACUGUCUCUCGUGGCAUCUCCAGAAGCGAAUCGGUUUCUACUCUUUAUACUUCGCCGAGACUUCGGACGAACAGCGGAUGCAACAGCCGAGAGCCGAUUUUCAAUGCGUCUUCGCAUGUAUUACAACUGCAAGUUACUGGACGAACGGUAACAGUUCCAGUCCCAACAUCUGUGGAGAAUUUUGAUCCGCUUCCAACCCAAUCGGCUCCCCAGUCUCUGCCGCCUCGGCUGGAAUGGGCUUAUGGUUAUCGAGGUAAAGACGUGCGCAACAACGUGCAUCAUCUGCCGACAGGAGAGUUGCUGUACUUUUCCGGUUCAGUAGUUGUGUUACAUAAUGUAGAGGACCAUACGCAGCGGCAUUAUACGGACCAUACUAGCGAUAUUAGGAGCGUAUGCGUCCAUCCAAAUCGAGUCAUAGUAGCAAGUGGACAGACAACUCGACAUCAGCGAGAACGUUACCCUGAUCUCGAGCUGCGCGACCCGUACGUGAGCGUUCCCGAUCUCGAAUCCGAUCUGGAAAAUGCUUUAACGGAGGCUCAUGUGCGUAUCUGGGACAGCGUGACUCUAUCCACUCUGAAGAUUUUGUCAGGAUCGAAAGCAAUGUUUGAAAAAGCUAUGUCAUGUCUAGCCUUCUCCGUCGCAGACGGUGGUAAUCUACUUGCUUGUGUCGACGACUCCUACCAACACACUCUUUCGAUAUGGAACUGGGCGAGCGAAACAAAAGUGGCUACAGCCAAAGGAGCGAACGAUCAAGUGUUUUCGAUUGGCUGGCAUCCAAGUCUGAAAAAUAUUCUGGUACUCUGCGGCAAAGGACAUUUCUCGUUUUGGGGACUCGAUUUGAAGCACGAGACCAUCAUCAAGAAUUCGGCAAUUUUCGAAGGUAAGGAUAAGCCCAAAACGGUGCUAUCCAUGUGCUUCGCUGGAAGUGGUGAUGUGAUCACGGGUGACUCAAACGGGACCCUAACACUCUGGGAUCCUACCACAUAUAAAGCAAAAAAGCAGGCGCAUGUAGUACAUCAUGGCGGUGUAUUUGCACUAUGCAUCAGCAAAAAAGGUACGCUACUCAGUGCUGGUAAGGAUAGGACCAUUGCUGAAUGGGAGACUACGGAUUUAGUGCGUAGGCGAAGACCUGUUGAGCUACCAGAUGAUGCUGGGGUUCCACGUGUACUCUUAAACCCAGUAGGUGAUAAGAUCAUCGUAGGAACAUCGCGGAACACGCUCUAUUCUGGUGACUUCGAGACUGGCUUUGAGGAAAUAGUAGAUCCAACUAUUCAUAAUGUUGAGAAAUUCCAAACAAUUCUUGCUUUUCCGGGUGAUGCGGAAGACGUGACUUCUUGUGUGGCUUUGAAACCGAACCACUUUGUGACAACGAGUGCUGAUGGUUGCCUUCGAUGUUACAACUCAUCCACUAAGCGUAGGGAAUGGCGACGAACGCUAGGAGAAAGCGUCACGUGUGCAUCAGUAAACCCAUCCGGUUCACUUUUGGCUCUCGGUUUUGCCACGGGUACAUGGAAAGUGAUGGACCUGUCGUCGAUGGAAAUUGUAUUCGAGCAGACAGGCUCAUCUCAAGCUGUGACCGCGAUUCAGUUCGCGCCAAGCGGUGAUCUAAUAUUCGUGGCCACAAAAGAGUUGUUUGCCACAAUUUUCCGUUUUGAAACUCCGCAACGUCUCUAUCAAACAGCAAGGAUAGGCCCACUGUCGUCAUUCGCCAUCUUCCCAGACUGGGACGUGAACUCACAGUAUAUCCGAGCAAACUCUACAAUAGGACACAUUUAUCACUGGUCGGCCAUUAAUGGGGAAUUAGUGGACCAUGCCACUGUUCGCGAUGUCGAAUGGGUUACUGGAAACUGUAGGAUAUCAUAUGAGGCAGGAUACAUUGCACAUGCAGUUGAAGGUAUUACAAUAGUUUGUCGGUCGCCGUCCAAAGACUUACUGGUUGUUGGGCGAGACAAUGGUUCAGUCAGGCUUUAUGACUGUCCUGUACAAAGUACAAAGGCUGGUUUUCAUGCUCUAUGUGGGCACACCCAUGCGAUCGCCGGCCUCGCUUAUGUUGGGAAUGAUCUGGUCACAGCUGGAAUCAUUGACAGUUCCAUAUUCCAAUGGCAUUCUUGAUCAAUUUUAUCCUCUGUACAUUUGUAUGAAUGCUUUACUGUCC